Molecule: messenger RNA, 2709 nt
Organism: Acanthopagrus latus (yellowfin seabream)
Lineage: Eukaryota; Metazoa; Chordata; Actinopteri; Spariformes; Sparidae
Product: WAP, Kazal, immunoglobulin, Kunitz and NTR domain-containing protein 2-like
Exons: 2
Coding region: 365-2092 (575 amino acids)
Cellular component (GO): extracellular region
Molecular function (GO): protein binding; serine-type endopeptidase inhibitor activity
Source: RefSeq, a predicted model, not a curated record
GGACCUCUGAGAAAGCUCAGGGGCUUCUCAUUACUGUCAUGUUAGGAGUAACUUGGCGAGUCAUGUUAACGGUGUGAUUGCCGCAGAUCGGGAGUAUAAAUAGUGCAUGAUCGCCGCAGGAGUGGGAUAUAAACCUGGAUCGAUCAGCUGACACGCAUCCUCCCGGCUCAGAGACUCACGUGUGAUGCGUUUUUGAGGGUCUUCUCGUCGUUUUUACCUGUGGUCACAUCUAGAGAAGUGGAGUUUGACUGCUAGCGCACAGAAAUAUCCUACUUUUAAAAAAAAAAAAAAGAAAGAAAGAAAGAAGGAAAAAAGAAAGAAAAAGAAAACUUCGCCACUUGUUGAUUUGUGUUCCGCUCUGGAGAUGUGGUGGAUGCUGUUUCCACGGUGGAUCUGGUUCCUGGCGUGUGUGUCAGUGUGGAUGGAGCACCAGAUCGGAGUUAUGCCUCAUAUCACCUAUUCUCACGCCGGGAUCUGCCCCAAUGACAUGAACCCCAACCUGUGGGUGGAUGCAAUGAGCACCUGCACAAGAGAGUGUGAAUCUGAUCAGGAGUGUGAGUCGUUUGAGAAGUGUUGCCAAAAUGUUUGUGGGAACCGGAGUUGUGUGGCAGCCCGUUACGUGGACAGGACGAAAGGUACGGUGGGAAUGCCCAAGGAGGCCACCUGCACCAGUUUCAUGUGCCCUCAGCAGGGGUCCGAGUGCGACAUCUGGGACGGCCAGCCGGUGUGCAAGUGCCGGGACCGCUGCGAGAGGGAGCCGCACUUCACCUGCGCCUCCGACGGCAUGACCUACUACAACAAGUGCUACAUGGAUGCAGAGGCGUGCUCCAAGGGCAUCACCCUGUCUGUCGUCACCUGCCGCUUCCACCUCACCUGGCCCAACACCAGCCCUUCCCUGCCCCAGGCGACCACUCUCCGUCCUACCACCGCUCCCCUGCAGGCGACUAUCCCGCCUCCCACUGAGCCUCAGCCUCCCGUCGUGAUCAGCAGCCCUGCUCACCAGACCAUAAACGUGGGUGACACAGCCAGCUUCCUGUGUGACGUGGCGGGUCGACCCCGGCCCGAGAUCACCUGGGAGAAGCAGCUACCAGAUGGGGUGGAGAGGGUGGUCAUGAGGCCUAAUCACGUGCAAGGAAAUAUGGUGGUCACUAACAUUGGUCAGCUGGUGAUCUACAACGCCCAGCCGCAUGAUUCAGGUGUCUACACCUGCACGGCUCAGAACCCAUCUGGCUCAGUGCGGGCCAACCACCCACUCAUAGUGCUGCUCACAGAGCCGCCCAGGACCCCCAAGCCCAAGAAUGUGACUCUCUGCCUACCUGAAGAGUGUGUGAAACCCCCCGAUAACCCAGAGGACUGUGGGAGCGAGCUGGAGAGGGUCAGCUGGUACUAUGAGCCCAAGACCAACAACUGCUUUUCCUUCACCCACUGCCACAGCAGCAACCAGCAGCCCAGGAAGUUCGACACGUAUGAGGAGUGCAUGCAGUGCUGUGGCCCAGAGCUGUCGGGCCCCUGCGGGCUCCCCAGCCUGCAGGGCCCUUGUAAGGCAUACGAGCCACGCUGGGCUUAUAGCAGCAGCCUACGGCAGUGUCAGUCCUUCAUCUACGGAGGGUGUGAGGGCAACGACAACAACUUUGAAUCCAAAGAAGCCUGCGAGGAGAUGUGCCCCUACCCCAAAAACCACCACUGCAAGGCCUGCAAGCCCAGAGGUAAGAUGGUGACGAGCUUCUGCCGGAGCGACUUCGUCAUCCUGGGUCGCAUGACGGAGCUGACAGAGGAGAAGGACUCAGGCCAUGCCCUUGUAACUGUGGAGGAGAUCCUCAAGGAUGAGAAGAUGGGUUUACGUUUCUUUGGCAAGGAGCCUCUCGAGGUCACCUUCCUCAACAUGGACUGGAACUGCCCGUGCCCCAACAUCACAGGCGCGGCCGCUGAGGGACAGGUCAUCAUCAUGGGCAAUGCAAAUGACGGGAUGGCCGUCCUGCAGCCGGAGAGCUACGUGGGUGCCUCCAGCCCUCGCAGAGUACGGAAACUGAGAGAGGUUAUCUCAAAGAACACAUGUGAUAUUCUCAAAGCGAUCACCAACAGCCCUCAGUAGGGUUACUGGUUUUGUGUUGUGAUCUGUACAUGAUUCAACUGUUGGGCUUUCGAGCGUUAAUUGUGGUAAUGUUUUAAAUGUUAGGACCGGCCUUGCUACGUUUAAAAGUCCGUUUUCGAAAGGUUUUCCAAAAGUCGUGCGACAUGUGAACGUCUUUUCGUGUGGUCUUUUUCGCAGCGAUAGCUUUUCUGCUAUCGGCGUUGUUGAUUGAAAUACCAUGAGACAUCCAUCACGAUCCCCUUGUUACCUGAAUCCCCCAGACUCUGACUUCCCUCAUGCCCCUCUCUUGCCUCCACCAGAAAUCGAGGUUGCAGACUCGCACUGAAGCACAAAACAGACACGAUCGAGUUUUAAUGUAAAUAAUUUAACUGUAACAGUUUUUUUUUUUUUUUCAGUUCUUUUAUUCGCCAUCCAUAUAACCACCUGGUACUUUUGCUACGUGAAAACACUCCAGUGUCGGUACAUUGACAGCAUAUUUCUCAGUUUUCAUGUUGUAUAAAUACACUCAUAUACAGUAGGUAGGUUUGGGUCAUCCAAAUGAAUGAGGUGUAAUAUAUUUUAUUAACCACUACAUUUUCUCACCAUCAGCCAUGUAUUUUUCAUCUACUUGCUCAUAC